Fonsecaea nubica is the source of this 1218-nucleotide messenger RNA. RefSeq lists its product as hypothetical. The record is from RefSeq and is a predicted model, not a curated record. Gene Ontology annotation, molecular function: epoxide hydrolase activity. The transcript has 3 exons. Lineage: Eukaryota; Fungi; Ascomycota; Eurotiomycetes; Chaetothyriales; Herpotrichiellaceae. Gene Ontology annotation, biological process: epoxide metabolic process. The coding region runs from base 1 to 1218 and encodes 405 amino acids.
AUGGCAUCCGUUCGACCAUUCAAGAUUGACGUCCCACAAGUCAAGCUCGACCGACUUCAGCAAAAACUCGCCCUUGCAGAUUUCCCAGACGAACCCAGUCAUGUCGAGCCUUGGUCAAGAGGUGUUCCUCUCCCGACGAUGAAACAGCUCGUCCGGUAUUGGCGAGAAAAGUAUGACUGGCGGAAAGCGGAAGCUCAGCUCAACCGCUUCCCACAGUACACCACCCAAGUGGAGCUCGACGGGUUUGGAACAUAUAAUGUCCACUUUGUUCAUCGACAAAGCGAAGUCAAGAAUGCCAUCCCUCUGCUCUUCAUACAUGGCUGGCCCAGUAGUUUCAUGGAAGCAAUCAAAAUCCUGCCCGAGCUCGUGAAAGGGGGACCUGAAUUCCCGGCAUUUCAUGUUGUCGCGCCCAGCCUGAUGGAUUACGGGUUCUCGGAUUCAACCAGAAAGAGAGGAUUUGGGGUUAACGAGCAUGCCGAGAUCUUCAACAAGCUUAUGCACGUCCUGGGAUAUAAUCAGUACGUGGUCCAGGCCGGAGACGUGGGCUACUUGAUAUCACGCUUCUUGGUUCAGAAAUACCCCGAAUCGUGCCGUGCGCAUCAUGCCAACAUGACCCAGCCCAACAAGCCGACUCAAGAGGACAAUCCAGACCUAUUUGCCAAGAUGGUGGCCAUCGGGCCGACCAAAGAGGACGAAGCAUUGCUUGCUCGCCACGGCAAGUUUUUCAAAGAAGAGGCAGGCUACUUUCACAUCCAGAGCACGCGUCCACAGACCAUUGCGUACAGUCUGGCUGAUUCACCAGUCGGUCUCCUCGCCUGGAUCUACGACAAACUGGUCGGACUCACCGACGACUAUCCCUUUACAGAGGACGAGAUCUUGACUUGGAUCAGCAUCCAUUGGUUCUCUACUGCUGGUCCCGGUGCACCACCGCGUAUCUACUACGAGUUUUGCAAUAAGGAACCAACCUCCGAGAUUGUCCAGUCAGGAAGAUGGGCAGAUGCACCAUUAGGGGUGGCUCGAUUUCCAAAGGAGCCAAGCAACCUCCCGAAAUUGUGGCACGAGGGAUUAGGUCCCAUCGUGCAAUGGACCGAGUUCACGAGAGGAGGUCAUUUUGCGGCCUAUGAGAUGCCCAAAGAGCUGUUGGCCGAGGUCAGAAAGAUGUAUGGAAAGGAUGGAGGUGCGGCAGGGAUCGUCGAGGGACGAAGUGGUUAUGAUUGA